AGCGUACCUUGAAACAAACAGACGAGACAUCCCGGAAGAAAAAAGCGACGCAAAACAGAGCAUGUCGUCCGUCCGGAGACGGCGGCCCCCGCCGGACCACCACACCCCUGAGAAUCAUUCCCGUUCAGACUCGCCGCCUCCGUUUACGCUACCACCGAUUCCGCCCCCUAUCCGGAACACGGCCACUAACGCGGAGACUCCAUUUCCCGAACGUGGCAUCGAUAACUACAAUCAAUAUAACAACAACACCCAGAUGGAGCGAGUGACCUUUCACCUGCAUUCCCGGGUGUGCCACUUUGGACUCGACUACACCACGUACCGAUUCCGAAAAGUCGUAGAACAUCUACUGCUAGUGGUUGCCAUUUGCUGCGCGGGGGCGCUUGUUAUGCUCCACCGGACCUUUGUCAUCCACAACGCGUCGACAGCGUCGGCGCACAUGCAUUGGAGUGCAAAUUCAAACGGAAUUGUUCCAGCAAGAACCUGCCUGGAUCUACUGAAGGGCUUUGAUCCAGCGGCAGCGGACAUUACGCACCUGGUGAUUUUGCCCCAAAAUCUGACCCUAGUGGGCAAUCCGGGAGGCGAGGAUGUCGAUGACACGAGCGACGAUGGGAAUGGGAAUCUCGCAAGCGCUACAAAGAGCCGGGUCUUGUGGAACCGAAAGCGAAGAACCCAUUGCAACUUCGACAACAAGAACAAAAACAACAAGAUGGAUUCGAAACCUUCCGAAUGUGCCGCUACGAAAGGAAGCAACGAAUCCUUCGGGCACGCCCUGAAUGCUCUGGGGGUAGAGGCAGCGGACAACAACGACGAUGAGACGACGCUUGCCUACGAGCAGUGGUUGGACCAGCAGCUUGCUUCGAAGACACUUGACGUCCGGUACUCGUACUCCACCACCAAGGCGUACCUGAUGCUCCCCCGGGAUCACCCCUGGCUGUGGAAGGACGACAUGAUGCUAGACGUUCAGUACGUCCUGGUGGCACCCGACGAUCCGGAGUGCUUCGGGGAACCCUUUGUCCAGUUUCUACUCUGGAGGUCCUUUGUGGGUGGCAACACGGUCCUCUUGAACUGGAUUCGAACCUUUCCAUCCUAUCAGCGGCAACCGCACGACUCCGUAGUUUCGGGUUAUGUCUUCAACCCACGGACCCAAUGGCUCAGAGAGCUGGACGCUACUACUUUGGAGGGAACGAGGGCAGCGAGCGAAGGGGACGACGACAACAAAGACCCUGGCGGCGAAACAUUCCAAUCGUGUUCCCGGCGCCUGGCCCGUUGGAACAGAUCGUUCUGGAUCAAGGCGGGGGUCUUUCUCCGGACCUCCUUUUUGUUCUUUUUCUGCACGACGCUCGUCUCCUUUACGCUCCGUGAAACCCAGGAGCGCAUGCUAGAAUUCACCCAGGAACUCUCCCGCCGGGUCCGCCAGUCUAUUUCCCUCUCGGACCUAAUCACAACCCACCUGGCGCAGAACCUAGUCUUUGUCCCCAUUAUGCUAGGUAUGAUGUUCUUUCUGAUCGAAUUUUACAACGGGGACAAAUUCCUGGCCUUUGGGAUCUCCAGCAUCGUGUGGUGCGUCGAGGGCUUUUCCAUGGUCUGCCUUCGGUCCAGCCAGGGAUUGUCGUACUUUCCCUACUUUUUCUUUUUGCUCUUUUUGCUGUUCCACGUCUACCAAACGGCCUUUCCGGACCACGGCUUUGUCUACGUGGCGCUGACGGUCGUGUGGUGCUUCAUCCUUCACUCAAUGUUCUUUUUCUGGCACCGAUAUGAGCUACCCGCCCUGGUGCUGGGGGCGGUCACCAUCGACCGGCCGCGGAUGAACGUGAAUAUGGAGAACAUUGGUGGGACUAUCAACAUGAGCAACACCGGAAACCACCAUCAAGAUGCCACAAGCAGUACGGGGGUUGUUUCUAGUGCGGGUUCGGUUUCGUCGUCCCAGCACUCGCUUUCCCGCCGGUUCGAAGGGCGAAACGACGAUUCUGCUUUGGAACAACAAGAUGCCAACGGAAGCAUCGAUAGGAAUCCCCAGUCCGUGCCAUUUGCAGCUACCGGAAGAAGUGGCAACGGAACAAGCGCCACUUUUCUCCCAUCGAACCAGUCCUUUCUCUCGACGGCUUCCUCUCGGAGAACUUACGGAUUAUACCAGCACAACCAAGAGGACGACGGCAGCACGGGGUCGCAUCUGUAUUUCAUGGGGGGAGAAGUCGUGGUGCACCGACCAACUAGCAACUCUGCGAGGAACAACAGCAAUCCUACGACCAUUCAAAACGUCAAUAGUGAUCUAUCGCUCCCACCUCCCACCCGGAGCUGGGCCAUUACGGAGGGAGGAGGUCCCCGGAAUGUUGUUCUGUCGCGCAACGAAAGCAAUUUUUCGCUCCUUUCGUCUACCUCGGAUGCGUAUGGCAGCGGUGGAUUCAACGGCAACGGCGGGGAUCAGGAGGACGAAGACCAUCUUUCCAGCGCUCCGGUUGCUGCUGCCACCGAUCACCACGAUUCUUUUGGCAGCCUGCCGAACGAUACAUCACUCGAAACGAUUCCGGUUUCAAAUCUUUCUACCCCGCAGAAGCACCCCAGAUCCAACGGGAGCACCCACGACGCGGGAACCGACAGGAUCAACCAUGCUGCUUCGACCGCUACCGUGAGCUCGGAGGAUUAUGCCCAUGAGUCCGGUGGGUUGCAGGCCAUUUUCGAAAGCAAGCUGACGCCGAGGGUUCGAAACACGGAACGAGAACGAGCGAGUCAAUGUGUGUUGGGAAUGGCCGGGCAGCCGCAGCUCCCGGAACAGCAGCAGCAGCAGCAACAACAACAACAACAACAACAACACCAGACCUCUCCCACCAACGGCACGCAAUACCAACGAAGGCCUCCUACCUUUCCCGAAUUGACGCGAAGCAAGAAGUAGAGAACCUCGAAAAGAAAUCAGUUGCGCUUGGGCGGCUGAGAGGCAUGAAUGCAAUGAAGAUUGUAAAGCCAUUGAUUCAAGAGAAAGAAAUUGUCCGUAAGCAGUUCAUCCGCGCGUGCAUCGCGAGCAAGCAAUAUAUCAGAGACGCAUGAAUAUUUUUGAUCUCGUAAUUCGAAAAAGACGCACAGACCCACAUAUUUUCAGACCAAGACGAGAUAUCUAUUGGUACGUCUUGCGAGAGAAAAAGAAUUGCGAAAAACAAACAUCGCUAACAAUUACAACUAUUAUGACUAUCAAUACUUAUAUCUACUGAAAAAUUUGGGUAGUGGAGAUGGCAUGAAAUUCUUGU
Molecule: messenger RNA, 3239 nt
Organism: Pseudo-nitzschia multistriata
Lineage: Eukaryota; Bacillariophyta; Bacillariophyceae; Bacillariales; Bacillariaceae
Source: the annotation of a GenBank genome assembly